Pipistrellus kuhlii (Kuhl's pipistrelle) is the source of this 7565-nucleotide messenger RNA. It is a transcript of the gene ACAN, whose product is annotated as aggrecan. The transcript is spliced from 18 exons. The coding region runs from base 310 to 7083 and encodes 2257 amino acids. The record is from RefSeq and is a predicted model, not a curated record. Gene Ontology annotation, molecular function: calcium ion binding; hyaluronic acid binding. NCBI's taxonomy places the organism in Eukaryota, Metazoa, Chordata, Mammalia, Chiroptera, Vespertilionidae. Gene Ontology annotation, biological process: cell adhesion.
UACCUCCCGCCGCUCCUCACGGGCUCGCCGAGCGGAGGACGCGCGCCGCUCAAGGUCUCUCCCCGCACCUCUUCCGCGGCUCCUGACUCCGGGCGCCUCUGUCCGGGUCCGUCGUCUUCCCUCCGUGUCCGGCCGGGACGCCGCCGCCGCCGCCGCCGCCUGAGGGACCGGCGGGCAGGAGCCGGACGGAGCGCGGCGCCCGCGCGACCCCGACCCCCCGGGCCUCCGGGCCCAGGAGCCCCGCUGCGGCGCCGGGCGUGCGGGACCCCAAGUUCGUGCAGCGGGAAGCGCGACUUUUCAAGGUGAACUAUGACCACUUUACUCCUCCUGUUGGUGACCCUCAGGGUCACGGCCGCCGCCGCCAUCUCCAUACAAGUCUCAGUCCCUGACAACUCGCUGAGUGUCAGCAUCCCAGAGCCGUCCCCGCUGCGGGUCCUGCUGGGCACCUCGCUCACCAUCCCCUGCUACUUCAUGGACCCCGUGCACCCCGUGACCACGGCGCCCGCCACGGCCCCGCUCACCCCGAGAAUCAAGUGGAGCCGCGUCUCCGAGGAGAAGGAGACGGUGCUGCUGGUGGCCACGGACGGGCAGGUGCGGGUGCCCGCCGCCUUCCAGGACAAGGUCUCGCUGCCCAACUACCCCGCCAUCCCCAGCGACGCCACCCUGGAGCUCCAGAACCUGCGCUCCAACGACUCCGGGGUCUACCGCUGCGAGGUCACGCACGGCAUCGAGGACGGCGAGGCCACCGUGGAGGUCCUGGUCAAAGGCAUCGUGUUCCACUACAGAGCCAUCUCCACACGCUACACCCUGGACUUCGACAGGGCGCAGCGGGCCUGCCUGCAGAACAGCGCCAUCAUCGCCACGCCCGAGCAGCUGCAGGCCGCCUACGAGGACGGCUUCCACCAGUGCGACGCCGGCUGGCUGGCCGACCAGACCGUCCGGUACCCCAUCCACGUCCCUCGGGAAGGCUGCUACGGGGACAAGGACGAGUUUCCCGGGGUGAGGACCUACGGCAUCCGCGACACCAACGAGACCUACGACGUGUACUGCUUCGCCGAGGAGAUGGAGGGCGAGGUCUUCUACUCGACGUCUCCAGAGAAGUUCACCUUCCAGGAGGCCGCCAGCGAGUGCCGGCGGCUGGGCGCCCGGCUGGCCACCACGGGCCAGCUGUACCUGGCCUGGCAGGGCGGCAUGGACAUGUGCAGCGCCGGCUGGCUGGCCGACCGCAGCGUGCGCUACCCCAUCUCCAAGGCCCGGCCCAACUGCGGGGGCAACCUGCUGGGCGUGAGGACCGUGUACCUGCACGCCAACCAGACGGGCUACCCCGACCCCUCGUCCCGCUACGACGCCAUCUGCUACACAGGUGAAGACUUCAUGGACAUCCCCGAGAACUUCUUCGGGGCGGGCGGCGAGGAGGACAUCACGGUGCAGACGGUGACCUGGCCCGACGUGGAGCUGCCUCUGCCCCGGAACAUCACGGAGGGCGAGGCCCGGGGCAACGUGAUCCUCACGGUGAGGCCCAUCUUCGGCGGCGGCGGCGGCGGCGGCUCCCCCACCACGGCCCCCGAGCCCGGGGAGCCCCUCAUCCAGGCCACCGCCCUCCCCGAGGCUGAGACCCGGACCGGGGCGGCCUCCAGGCCCUGGGCCUUCCCCGGAGCAUCCACGCCGGGCCGGGGCCCCUUCACCGGCGAGGACCUGGUGGUGCAGGUGACGGCAGCCCCCGGAGAAGCCCAGGUGCCCGGGCAGCCACGACUGCCAGGGGGGGUCGUGUUCCACUACCGGCCCGGCUCCGCCCGCUACGCGCUGACCUUCGCGGAGGCCCAGCAGGCCUGCCUGCGCACCGGUGCCGUCAUCGCCUCGCCCGAGCAGCUGCAGGCCGCCUACGAAGCCGGCUACGAGCAGUGCGACGCCGGCUGGCUGCAGGACCAGACCGUGAGGUACCCCAUUGUGAGCCCGAGGACCCCGUGCGUGGGCGACAAGGACAGCAGCCCCGGGGUCCGGACCUACGGCGUGCGCCCCCCGUCGGAAACCUAUGAUGUCUACUGUUACGUGGGCAAGCUCGAAGGAGAGGUGUUCUUCGUCACACGCCCGCAGCAGUUCACCUUCCAGGAGGCCGUGGACUUCUGCCAGUCCCACAACGCCUCGCUCGCCUCCACCGGCCAGCUCUACGCCGCCUGGAGCUUCGGCCUGGACAAGUGCUACGCCGGCUGGCUGGCCGACCGCAGCCUCCGCUACCCCAUCGUCACCCCCCGGCCGGCCUGCGGAGGGGACAAGCCCGGCGUGAGGACCGUCUACCUCUACCCCAACCAGACGGGCCUCCUGGACCCGCUGUCCCGGCACCACGCCUUCUGCUUCCGAGGUGUCUCACCUGCGCCCUCUCCAGGAGAAGAUCGGGGUGGCACGCCCACACCGCCCUCAGACGUGGAGGACUGGGUCACCCCCCAAGUGGGGCCCGGCGUGGCUGCUGUCCCCUCUGGGGAGGAGACCACCGCCGUCCCAGACUUCACCGCGGAGCCAGAAAACCGCACGGAACAGGAGCGAGCCUACACCCCAGCGGGCACCUUGCCGCUGCCAGGGGUCCCUCCUACAUGGCCUUCCGGGAGCACAGCCCCAGAGGAGAGCACAGAAGGCCCUUCAGCCACAGAAGUGCCCUUGGCCUCGGAGGAGCCAUCCCCCUCAGAAAUGCCAUCCCCCUCCCAGGAGCCAUCCCCCGCGGAGACACCAUCCCCCUCGGAGGAGCCGUUCCCCUCCCAGGAGCCGCUGUUCACACCUUCACCCCCGGUGCCCAGCGGCAUGGAGGUUCCGGGCUCCGGGGAGCCAUCUGGGGCCCCGGAAGCCAGUGGCGACUUCUCAGCCAGUGGAGAAGCCUCUGGACACCCGGGCGCCACGGGGCAGCCCCCGGAAGACCUCGACUCCCGUGGAGUCACCUUGCCUGCGGGCUCGGGCCUGCCAGUGGGGAGUGGGCUGGCCUCGGGGGAUGAAGAUGGAGUCACGUGGUCCAACACGUCUCAAGUGGGCCGGCUGCCUCCUGGGGGUGAGGGUCUGGAAGGCUCUGCCUCCGGAGGAGAGGACCUGGGUGGACUUCCUUCUGGAGAUGAUACUCUUCCAGAAACUACUGCCUCUGGAGUAGACCUGGGUGGACUUCCUUCUGGAGGUGAGACUCUUCCAGAAACUACUGCCUCUGGAGUAGACCUGGGUGGACUUCCUUCCGGAGGUGAGACUCUUCCAGAAACUACUGCCUCUGGAGUAGACCUGGGUGGACUUCCUUCUGGAGGUGAGACUCAUCCAGAAACUACUGCUUCUGGAGUAGAGGAUCUUGGUGGACUUCCUUCUGGAGGUGAGACUCUUCCAGAAAGUUCUACCUCUGGAGUAGACCUGGGUGGACUUCCUUCUGGAGGUGAGACUCUUCCGGAAAGUUCUACCUCUGGAGUAGACCUGGGUGGACUUCCUUCUGGAGGUGAGACUUUUCCAGAAACUACUGCUUCUGGAGUAGAGGAUCUUGGUGGACUUCCUUCUGGAGGUGAGACUCUUCCAGAAAGUUCUACCUCUGGAGUAGACCUGGGUGGACUUCCUUCUGGAGGUGAGACUUUUCCAGAAACUACUGCUUCUGGAGUAGAGGAUCUUGGUGGACUUCCUUCUGGAGGUGAGACUCUUCCAGAAAGUUCUACCUCUGGAGUAGACCUGGGUGGACUUCCUUCUGGAGGUGAGACUUUUCCAGAAACUACUGCUUCUGGAGUAGAGGAUCUUGGUGGACUUCCUUCUGGAGGUGAGACUUUUCCAGAAACUACUGCUUCUGGAGUAGACCUGAGUGGACUUCCUUCUGGAGGUGAGACUCUUCCGGAAAGUUCUACCUCUGGAGGAGAGGACCUCAGUGGACUUCCUAGUGGAGGUGAGGGUCAUCUGGAGACGUCUACCUCUGGUGUAGACCUGGGUGGACUUCCUUCUGGAGGUGAGACUUUUCCAGAAAGUUCUACCUCUGGAGUCGACCUGAGUGGACUUCCUUCUGGAGGUGAAACUCUUCCAGAAAGUUCUACCUCUGGAGUCGACCUGAGUGGACUUCCUUCUGGAGGUGAGACUCUUCUAGAAGGUUCUGCCUCUGGAGGAGAGGACCUCAGUGGAUUUCCUAGUGGAGGUGAGACUCAUCUGGAAUCGUCUACCUCUGGAGUAGACCUGGGCGGACUUCCGUCCGGAAGAGACGGCCUGGGGCCCUCUGCUUCCGGAGCAGGGGAGGACCUCGGUGGCCUUCCUUCUGGAGGAGAGGGCCUGGAGGCCUCUGCCUCUGGCCCCGAGGACCUCAGCGGGAGCGACGGCUGGACGGGGUCCGCUUCCGGAGACGUGGACCUGGGCGGCAGACCUGGAACCCUCGGGAGCGGGCAGGCCCCGGACGCCAGCGGCCGUCCCUCGGGAUUCGGCGGGGAGUAUUCCGGCGUGGACCUCGGAAGCGGCCCCUCCUCCGGCGCCCCGGACGCCAGCGGGCUCCCGACCGUCUCCCUGGUGGACACCACGCUGGUGGAGGUGGUCACAGCCCCCACCGCGGGGGGGCAGGAAGGCCGGGGCACCAUCGGCGUGAGCGGCGCCGGCGAGGUAUCCGGGCUGCCCUCCGGCGAGCUGGACAUCAGCGGGGAUGCCAGCGGGCAGCCCUCGGGAUCUCCCGACAUCAGCGGGGAAACCUCCGGAUCCUUUGGGGCCAGUGGCCAGCCCUCCGGAUUCCCCGACGUCAGCGGGGCGACAUCUGGGCUCUUUGAGCUCAGCGGGCAGCCCUCGGGCCCUCCGGAGGAAGCAUCCGGAAUGGCCGAGCUCAGCGGGCAGCCCUCGGGGCAGCCGGGCGCCAGCGGAGACGCUUCCGGGGACCUCGGCAGCGGCCGCCCCUUUGGCAUCGUCGACCUGAGCGGGGAGCCGUCCGGGGUCCCCGAGCUCAGCGGGCAGCCGUCAGCGGCGGCGGGGUGGCCAUGGUUCAGCGGGACCCCCUCGGGGAUCCCCGACCCGGGUUCCAGUGCGGCGAGCGGCAGCGGCGACGCCUCUGGGGUCACGUUCGUGGACGGCCCUCUGGUGGAGGUGACCCCGACCCCGUUUGGGGGAGCAGAAGAAGGUUUGGGGUCCGUGGAGCUCAGCGGCCUCCCUUGGGGGGAGACGGACCUCUCGGGCACGGCGGACGCCAGCGGGCAGCCGUCCGGGGCCCCGGACGCCAGCGGGUGGACGCCGGUGCCUCCGGACCUCAGCGGCCUGCCCAGCGGGGAAGCCUCGGGAGCCGAGGCGGGGAGCGGCGGCCUGCCCUCAGGAGCCUACGGCGGUGGCAGCAGCAGCGGCUUCCCCACCGUCUCGCUCGUGGACAGGACCCUGGUGGAAUCCGUCACCCGGCCUCCGACGGCCCAGGAGGCGGGAGAGGGGCCUUCGGGCAUCCUGGAACUCAGCGGCGCCCAUUCCGGAGACCACUCGGGACUGCCCGGGCUCGGCGGGCUGCCGUCCGGGCUGGGCGAGCCCUCGAGCACCCCCUAUUCCAGCGGGGACUUCUCGGGCGCCCCGGAAAUCAGCGGGGAGUCUUCGGCCACCGCGGCCGUCCCCGGCGGGGAGGCCUCGGGGCUGCCCGACGUCACUUUGAUCACGUCUGAUUUCGUCGAGGCGGUCACCGCGCCGACGGUCUCCCAGGAACUGGGCCAGGGACCCCCUCUGACACACGCCCCCCAGAUUUUCGAGGCCAGCGGAGACGCCUCCACCUCGGGGGACCUCAGCGGAGCCACGCCUGGCUUCCCCGGGUCGGGGGCCGAAGCGUCGUCGUCGUCGUCGUCGGUCCCAGAAUCCGGCAGCGAGACGCCUGCUUAUACGGAGGCCGGGAUGGGGGCGUCUGCGGCUCCGGGGACCCCCGACGUGGGGGAAACCACCCCCGCCGUCCACGAAGCGGACCUGGAGGGAGUCUCAGGCCUCGGGGUGAGCAGCAGCCCCUUCCCCUCCCAGGAAGGGCCCACGGAGGGCUCCGCCCCGUCGGGGAUGAGCGGAGAGCCGACCGCGGCCUACGAGGCGGCCACAGAGACCUCGGGCUGGCCUCCCGCCGCUCCCCUGGCUUCCGGGGACGGGACGGAAAUCAGCGGAGACCUUGCGUCCGGGCAGGCCUCGGGGCUGGGCGUUGUCAUUGGGACCAGCGCCCCGGAGUUCGAAUGGACCCAGCAGACCCAGCGCCCUGCAGAGGCGCACCUCGAAACGGAGUCCUCGAGCCCCUGGCACUCGGGAGAAGAGGCCCAAACAGCCCAGACAGCCGUCUUCCCGACGGACGCUUUUUCCAUCCCAGCCUCGGCAGAAGGGACGGAAGGAUCGGAGGCAACCACCACAGACAUUGAUGAGUGCCUCUCAAGCCCUUGUGUGAAUGGAGCCACCUGCCUGGACGCCAUCGACUCUUUCACAUGCUUAUGCCUUCCCAGCUACCGAGGGGACCUGUGUGAGAUCGACCAGACGCUGUGCGAGGACGGCUGGACCAAGUUCCAGGGCCACUGCUACCGCCACUUCCCGGAGCGCGAGAGCUGGGUGGACGCCGAGAGCCGCUGCCGGGAGCACCAGGCCCACCUGAGCAGCAUCGUCACCCCCGAGGAGCAGGAGUUUGUCAACAACAACGCUCAGAACUACCAGUGGAUCGGCCUCAACGACCGGAGCAUUGAAGGGGACUUCCGCUGGUCAGACGGACACUCCCUGCAAUUUGAGAACUGGCGCCCCAACCAGCCGGACAACUUCUUCGCCUCCGGGGAGGACUGCGUGGUGAUGAUCUGGCACGAGAAGGGCGAGUGGAACGACGUGCCCUGCAACUAUCACCUGCCCUUCACGUGCAAGAAGGGCACAGUGGCCUGCGGAGAGCCCCCCGCGGUGGAGCACGCCAGGACCUUCGGCGGGAAGAGGGAGCGCUACGAGAUCAACGCGCUGGUGCGGUACCAGUGCGCCGAGGGCUUCGUCCAGCGCCACCUGCCCACCAUCCGGUGCCUGCCCAGCGGGCGCUGGGAGGAGCCCCGCGUCACCUGCACAGACCCCGCCACCUACAAGCGCCGACUACAGAAGCGGAGCCCCCGGGCUGCCCGGAGGAACCCCAGCACAGCCCACUGAGAGGACCCCGGCCGCCCCCCGGAUGCUGAGCCCAGACAGAGUCCGUCCCCUCGGACGGCGUCCUCCUCCCGUCGCUUUCCGCCGUCUAAGGAACCCCGAGAAAGAAGGAACACGUGAAAUCCCAGUGUGUAUGCCCCCGCCCCGCCCCACCCGCCCGGAACGGCCAAACACACGCAUCGGACGCCCCCUCCACCCCCCCCAACCCCCCCAAACACAUGCCAAAGCGAAGCAGACGUAUGUAACCGGUGGACCGAGUGUAGACGUUUCUGGACCCUCCCGACAUGCCCUUUCAGGGACCAGAGCAGGGACAGGGAGCAGAGGGGGGGGAUUAAUUUAAAUAAUAAAGAAGAUUAUUUUCUGUUUGCUGACUUUAUACAAGAGCAGUGCAAUUGAUCGCUGGUUCUUCCCGACCUCCAGGGAGAGCUAGGGAGGAGGGAGGAGGGGCGGGAGGAGCUGGGAGGGGCAGAGGCCCGGGGCAGGAA